Gambusia affinis (western mosquitofish) is the source of this 1631-nucleotide messenger RNA. RefSeq names its product armadillo repeat containing 8 (gene armc8). Gene Ontology annotation, molecular function: protein binding. The transcript is spliced from 15 exons. Gene Ontology annotation, biological process: proteasome-mediated ubiquitin-dependent protein catabolic process. Bases 260 to 1480 code for a protein of 406 amino acids. The record is from RefSeq and is a predicted model, not a curated record. Gene Ontology annotation, cellular component: GID complex. Lineage: Eukaryota; Metazoa; Chordata; Actinopteri; Cyprinodontiformes; Poeciliidae.
ACAACAUUUACCUAAGUGGUAAAGCCACAGACUGUCAGACAGCUCGGCCACACAACCAGGGCUGUUUUGUUCUGUAUCCAGUAAUAAUUAUCACAGCCGAACUCUCACAGGAUUCUGGUGCGUUAUUAGGAAAGGAGAGGUCGUGGAAAGCCCCUUGGGACGGCCGCCAUUACUUUUUAAAGCCGCACAUAGUUGCUCUGGGGGGCGGAGUGUCCGCGGAGUGCUGCGCCGAUUGGGGCGCCCGCUUGGAGGAAGAGAGAUGGCGUGCUUGUUGGAGGCCCCUCUCCGCAUCAGUGUUCUGUCUGAAGUCACCGCCACCAGUCGCCAUUAUGUUGACCGACUUUUCGACCCCGACCCACAGAAAGUGCUGCAGGGAGUCAUUGAUAUGAAGAAUGCUGUCAUAGGAAACAACAAGCAGAAGGCCAAUCUGAUUGUCCUUGGAGCUGUACCGAGGUUACUUUACCUGCUUCAGCAGAGCUCGUCCAGCCUGCAGCUGAGGACGGAGUGCGCCGUGGUGCUGGGCAGUCUGGCCAUGGGCACCGAGAACAACAUCAAGUCCUUGGUGGACUGUCACAUCAUCCCCACCCUGCUCCAAGGUCUCCUGUGUCCAGACCUGGUCUUCUCUGAAGCCUGUCUUCGAUGUCUCAGAACUGUCUUCAUCAGUCCUGUUACGCCUGUGCAGCUGCUGUAUACAGAUCCCACUGUGAUUCCCCAUCUCAUGUCUCUACUGAGCAACUCCCAGAGAACCCAGGAGUACAUCACUCAGAUCUUCUCCCACUGUUGUAAGACCCCAGAGCACCAGACGGUUCUUUUCAACCACGGCGCCAUCCAGAAUAUCGCCCCUCUGCUUAUUUCACCCUCCUAUAAGGUCCGGAUGCAGGCGUUAAAGUGUUUCUCAGUCCUGGCCUAUGAGAACACUCAGGUCUCCAUGACACUGGUGAAUGUGCUGGUGGAUGGUGAGCAGCUCACUCAGGUAUUUGUUAAAAUGAUGCAAAGGGAUCAACCCGUUGAAAUGCAGCUAACAGCAGCCAAAUGUCUAACCUACAUGUGUCGAGCAGGUGCCAUCAGAACAGACGACGGAUGCAUAGUACUAAAGACGUUGCCCUGCCUCGUGCGAAUGUGCAGUAAAGAGCAUUUACUGGAGGAGAGAGUGGAGGGUGCUGAGACACUAGCCUACCUGAUGGAGCCCGACGUGGAGCUGCAGAGGAUCGCCAGCACCACCGACCACCUGGUGGCCAUGUUGGCCGACUACUUCAAGUACCCCAGCUCUGUGUCUGCCAUCGCUGACAUCAAGAGGCUGGACCAUGACCUUAAACAUGCACAUGAGCUGAGACAAGCUGCUUUCAAGCUCUACGCCUCUCUGGGCUCAAAUGACGAGGACAUUCGCAAAAAGAUCACAGAGACGGAAAACAUGAUGGACCGAAUAGUCAGCGGCCUAUCGGAAUCCAGCAUUAAAGUGCGGCUGGCAGCGGUGAGAUGAAGGAAACUGAACUUGAAGGAACCGUGUAAAUGCGCUGAACCAAAAUAGUGCAUGAACCCAGAAUUAAAGGUGUCUUCAUAGUCUUUCCCGGUCAGUGCAGCAACUAAGGACCAGCUUUCAUGAUCACGCUGUGUGGAAGCCCCUCAUGAAG